Glarea lozoyensis ATCC 20868 is the source of this 2043-nucleotide messenger RNA. RefSeq lists its product as uncharacterized. The transcript has a single exon. Lineage: Eukaryota; Fungi; Ascomycota; Leotiomycetes; Helotiales; Helotiaceae. Bases 1 to 2043 code for a protein of 680 amino acids. The record is from RefSeq and is a predicted model, not a curated record.
AUGGCAACUAAAGCUACUCUGCCUUCUAUGCUCCGCGGAAUUCAACUGGAAGACAUACCCAAGACCUUUCGCGUUGCAAUCUCCGUGACCAGACAGUUAGGGUACCAGUACUUAUGGAUAGAUGCGCUAUGUGUCGUUCAGAAUUCUGAUAGUGAUAAAGCUGAGCAAAUAUCUCAGAUAACGCAUAUCUAUCGUAAUGCUGUCUUUACAAUAUCUGCCAGUAGAUCUGCCAGCUGUAACGAUGGAUUCCUUGGGCCGCUAGAUCUGGAUCCAGAAAAUAGACCGGAGGUAGUUUCUAGGAAAGUUCCGUACAGCACUUUUGAAGGCGUCGUUGGGCGCAUUCAACUCAGAAAGUUCAUUCCCUUCGACGCAAGCGUCCAAACAAUGCAUAAAAGGGCGUGGACAUACCAAGAGCAUUGUUUUUCGAUAAGAGUUCUAUCUUUCGGCAGCCAAGUUAGUUGGCAAUGUGCUGAUGGUGAAGCCCUAAACUUUGGGAUCUUAAAUGACGAAAUCAGUACCCUUAUUACUAUGCCCAAAUUGAGCCCAGCCGCAAUCGAAGACAUCAUGUGGAAUUCGAUUGAGAAUUCCAUAAAGCUGACGUAUAAGACAAUACUUAUCGAAAACUCAGAAGUCGGGACGCUAAUAAACAAGGUGGCGGUAAAGACAGCAAGACAGGUGAUGGGGAAGAGGUCGCUAGGUAAGAGCGUCCUUACGGAAGACCCCAAUUCGAAUACGGUGUUAAAGAUAGUAGCAUCGAAGUUAUUGAUGAAGAAGCUAAAUAAGUUCAAGCUUUAUAUGGUUCGCGUCGGAAUGAGUGAGGCACUGAGCACAAAUGCUUCAGAUAUCUGUGAAGUUAUCUUCGAUAUUUUCUGCGAUUAUUUUGUUCGGUCAUUCUUUGGGGAUAGAGAAACACGCAAUCUGAUACAAACAAUGUUUGCAGAAAGAGAUCUCGCCGCUAUCCUGGCCCUCCUGAAUCCCAUGUUAGUCCGCAUCUUCGCGAUAAUGAUGGAGCGAUCGACAGUAAUGCCAUUUAGGAAAGAUAGAAAUGGCGAAUCCCAAGCGGAAGUUGGCGGAAAUGGUAUUCUGGGGAUUAUUCGAGCGAGUACUACUUUGUUAGUGGACAUUCAAGCGGAUGCACUCGACAUGUUAGAGAAAAUUGGCAUCCGGUUCCCGAGGUCAAAGGAAGAGGAGGAAAAGGAUAUGCUCAAGCUCCUUCCAAAUCUCAUCGCAGGCCUCACCCUCUCACCACAGAUCAUAAAGCGGGUACUCGUAGUGAAGACACACUGGCCUGUGGUCGUGGAGCGAUACUCGCAACGCUCAUUGUCGGAUCCAAGUGAUCGUCUACCUGCCAUCUCGGGGAUUGCGAUCGACUUUAGUAAAUUCACAGACGGAAGGUAUCUAGCUGGUCUGUGGGAAAGGACCUUUAUCCAUGGGCUGAUGUGGCAUCAAAAUCAUCAAGUCACAUCAGACUCAUGGCUUCCGUUGAGGCCUGAGAGACAAAUUCGCGUAUUUCGACCUAGCGCAUGCUCUUACAUAGCCCCGUCGUGGUCGUGGGCUGCAGCAGAUGGUUUGGCACUGUACCCCAAAAUUCAAGGAAAAAUCUCACAAGACCUUAAAGUCCUUGGAUGCGAUUUUUACCCAGAAAAUCCGGGACAGCCUUUCGGUAAAGUUAUUGGAGGCUCCAUACGAAUACGGGCGCCACUAAGAAAGGUAGAUCACAACUGGUUUACUACCAGCUCGACUAGCUAUAUCAAAACGUAUCCAGAUGUGCAAAGCAGGCUUGCGUAUAUUCUUGACCGUGAACCCGAUCCCUGGGAUUACGACUCCCAUGUUUUCUGGCUGCUAGAGCUUUUCCAGUCUGAUGGUAAGUAUGUUGAAAAUAAACAUAACUCGCAGGGUUUGGUUUUGGAGAAGCUCAGAGAUAAAGUUUUUAUGAGGGUUGGAAUAUACAAAAGAGCAAAUCGGGGUUGGGUAAACACAACUAAAGUCUUGAAAUGGUGGGAAGAAGGGCAUUCCACUGUCGAAACCAUUGAGAUUAUUUAG